UCUUUUUUGGGUGAACUAUCCCUUUAAGGCCACGUUUACUACAUUUUAUCUUUACUGAAGCGUUAACAUCGGUUAUUCAAAAUGGAGGUUUAAAAAGACAUGGAUAAACAUGGUGGGGUUUUUACAAGUCGUACGACAUGAGCUAUUGCUUUUUCUUCUUUUUGUUCUUCGUACACAGUUCGCAUUCGGAAAAGCUUGUGGCCAGACUGAAUAUAAAUCAUCUGCUGGAGAAUGUUGCCCCAUGUGCAAUAUUGGAUCAGUUGUUCACCGUGACUGUAGUGGGGACUUUAGUACCACGUGCAAACCCUGCACUCCAGGAACAUUCAUAAGUGAGCCUAAUGGUCUUCCUAAAUGUUUCACAUGCAGAAACUGUGUUGAAAGUCAAGGCCUUUACAUCCGGCAUAAAUGCACUACAAUACAAGAUACCAUCUGUGGUAUACUUGAUGAAUAUUACUGCAUUGAUUACUCAAAUUUACAGUGUAGUCACGCUCAAAAACACAGUGUUUGCAAACCAGGACAAGAAACAAAAACACCAGGAACAAAGACAUCAGAUGCAGUAUGUGUGGACUGCCCUCAUGGGUUUUAUUCUCCAUCAGGUCUGAACUGCACCAAAUGGACUGAUUGUUCAGCUAGGAAUGAAAUUGAGACGGAAAAUGGCAGCUCUGUUAAAGAUGUCACAUGCACAACGAAAAGGCGGGAAAGAUAUGGUCUCAUUUUUGCAAUAGUCUUAACAUCAUUAUUCUACAUAAUUCUAUACAUUGCCCCACAGAGCACAAGUAAGUAAAUGCAGGAUUAAUCUGAGUUUUAAAAAAAAAAAAAAAUCACACAGUGCAAUCAGAAUGGUUUGAUUAACUAACCCUGGUAGCAAAUAACUAAGUAAUGGUGGUUUUACUGGUUAUUAUUAAAAUGAAAGAUUAUAAUGAAUUAAUUAAUUGAAUCAUUAUUAAAUGUCUUGUGAUUAAAAUUAUGUGAUCUUGUUUGUAUUGAGAUCAGCCUAAUACAUUUUAUUUAAAAAGUCUUUAACAAGAUUAGUUAUUGUCAUUAACUUUGUUAGUAGGGUAAUAAAUGUUAAUACAUUUAAUGUUAUACAUAAAAAAUAAAAAUAAAUUAAAUGGCAAUACACAAUAUACCCACAAUUUAAGUGUUAUUUUAAGAAUUAGUUUCUGGCGGGGGGAUUCUGCUACAGAAUGUACUAAUUAUGUUUGCGUUUAUUGCAGUAUUGUACUAUAAUCACCACAAAUAAUAUAUCUCUUUUUUAUGUUUUAUAGGUUGUAAACUUAAAUAUCCUAUUGAAGAAACAAAUCCUGCAGCCCAAGACAACACAGCACAACCCAAAAACAACACACUGCAAGAGGGAUAAACACUUAGGAACAAGUUGCUUCCCAAGAAUCUGUCACACCACCUGAUGGUUCUCUAGAAACCCACUUAUUAUAGAAGUGUGACAUUGCAUUCUUCUCCGUCUGCUGUGACCUUGUCGUGGUGGAGAAGCUUGAGUUCUUCCAGCACCUUGAGAACUGUGAGAGCAUGUUAACCACACCAGUGUAAUCACAUCUAGGAGGACAAACUAACAUCAAGCACCUAUACAGACCUAGGGCCUGUUCUUCGUACGUCGCUUAUUACAUCUGAGAUCAAAUGACACAUCCAAGAUGAUAUCAUCAUGCUAAUCAUGAUCCGGCUAAUUGGGUUCUUCAAACACACCUGUUGUGUAUGAUUAGUAUCGCUGGAUUGAGUUAUCUGAGAUAAUUGCGCGUUCAUGUGUUGGCUUAAAAGGGGAUAUGUAUCGAUACUCGAAACCAUGAUCAGCAGUGCAUCGAUUGGCUGGUGGCAAGACGGGAAUGUAAUGACGUCAUAUAAUUUAAAACGACACCUGACGAAAAACUUGACAAAUUUCUGGACUUUUAUAAGGAAACAGCCAAGCAAACAAAACUACAUAAAUGUUAUAAUAGAUACAUGAAACAGCUAAUAGAUACAUGUUUUUAUUUUAUUAGAAAAUUUUUCCAUGACUCCCAAUUAUUUAGAUUCGCAAUUAAUAAUAGUUGUGCAGUCUUUACAUUUUUAUUUGAAUGUAGAAAUUAAUCUAUUCAUUUCAAUUUAUAUUUGGACAGAUUUGUUACGUGACAGCAUUAAUGAAAGUUUCUUAAGGGUCAAUAUCAUGUUAUCUGCAUCUCCUGCGCUCCAUCAAGCCACUCUUAUAAUAGCAGUCAUCACUCAAAAUAAUGCACGACUCUAUUAUCUGAAUAGCGUGUGUAAGACUCUAAUACAAUUAUGUAUGUAUGUAUGUAAGUAAUAAUUUUAUGACAAAUAAAUAUUUCAGUGAGUAAAACUGGCUGUCUAUAGUAGGCUGUUAUGGACUACACAGCAUUAAUAUAUUAUUUUUAAAUAAUUUUUUUAAUGAUUAUUAUUUUAAAUUAUUGUCCCUGGAUCAGUACGAUACUCUUGUAAUAAAGUAGCGGUGGUGGCAGACAUAUUUUGAGUAUCAGUUCUGGUUGAAAAGAAGCGAUCUAAUCCUGUUUACAUGAAAUAAGCCUGCUUGCUAUGACAGCCUGUUGCUAUGACAGCAACUCCGGGAUGAGCUUCGAAGAACCAAACAAUCCAACAUCACGCCAAAUCGUCAACAUUUAAAUCCAGCUAACUGAGUUAGCGACGUACGAAGAACGGGCCCCUACUUAUCCCUGACACAACAACAAAUAGACUGCAUUUGAAAUACCAUACUGUAAGAAGAUCAACUACUUCUGUCCGGAGAACAGGGCUAAUGCAAACCUUUUCUCAGUGACUGUUUACAAAGGUUGUAUUUCGUAGUCAACGUCUAGACAGCUAAAAGUGAUUGAUAAAACAACUAAAAUGGAAAAUGUCACAUGCACAAGUAUCAGCUUACAAAUCAGCCUAAAUUGUACAAAAGUUUUAAUCUAUAUAAGCACUAUGUAUUGUUGCAUAUUGUAACAAUGGUGGCCUUAAUAUUUGACCUUAUUUGAACAUUAACAAGAAGUUGUUGACAAGAGUUAUCUUCAGCUUUGUACAGUUUGUGCUGAUCAUUAAUGUUAUGAAAGCAGUGUUGGUAAAACUGCUUUAACUGUAUUUUAAUGUUUAUGAUGACCGUUCUUAAGCAUUCAUUCCAAUUCUGUGUUUUUGUAUUGACUUUUUUAAAGAUUGUAUUUUUAUGUACGUGCACUACAUCUAAUUAUCUAAUGUUGUGGUUUGUUGCAUCAUGUUCCAGGGACAAACGAAAAAUGACCUUACAUUUUUAGGAAAAAAUGAGCAGACAUUUCAGUGGCCACAUUUACCACUAUCACACAGCACAGUUAAAGCAUUAGGUCAAAUGGUAACACUUUAGAAUACUGUUUCUUACUUACUACAUAACUAUUAAGGAAUUAUUGAAGAACUAACAGGUUCAUUAACACUCACUACUGUUAACUACUAAGAAAGAUGUGUUAUUUUAUGAUUAUGUUAAGUAACAGUUAGCUAAUCAGUAACUAAUAUAUUCUGUCAUACCUCCUGAAGAACUACUAAUUAUCUAAUAUUUAAGGUUCAAGAAAAAUAACUAUGAGGACUCGGAAAACCGACAGGUCUCAGACGUAAAGGACUCAGGUGGAGUUUCACGUUGUCCCACCCCAUGUGACGUCACACACAAAUGCCAUAUUAUAUUUUAACAGUUUUAUUCAAAUGUUACACUUAUGAAGUUAUAUAUGGACGAGAACAUGCAUUUCGAGAGUCUUGUGUGCAUGUUUUAAAAGUUAGUUAGCCAUAUUCCAAAUCAUUCCCCCAAUCUGGCCACUUUAAAUGCAAAAUGAGUGGAUCUUAAAUCAGUUGUGGAACAAAAUCCCUUUAAAGGCGACUUUCAUUCAUUUAAUUCUACUCACACUGAUUUCCUCUGAUAUUCCUUAUUCAUCAUUGGGUGCUUCAGUAACUCUUACAGUGAUUGAUUUUAAUGUAAUAUUUCCAAUACAUGUGAAUAACAGAAAAGAACAUGUGUUACAUCACAAAACAUGCUGUGCACAUAACAAAUAAAAGGUUUAUGGCAAA
This is a messenger RNA of Carassius gibelio (silver crucian carp), 4020 nucleotides long. RefSeq names its product tumor necrosis factor receptor superfamily member 14-like. The record is from RefSeq and is a predicted model, not a curated record. NCBI's taxonomy places the organism in Eukaryota, Metazoa, Chordata, Actinopteri, Cypriniformes, Cyprinidae. Gene Ontology annotation, cellular component: external side of plasma membrane; membrane. Gene Ontology annotation, biological process: immune response; signal transduction; negative regulation of alpha-beta T cell proliferation. Gene Ontology annotation, molecular function: transmembrane signaling receptor activity; protein binding. The transcript is spliced from 8 exons. Bases 110 to 784 code for a protein of 224 amino acids.